This is a messenger RNA of Ogataea philodendri, 2148 nucleotides long. RefSeq lists its product as uncharacterized. The record is from RefSeq and is a predicted model, not a curated record. NCBI's taxonomy places the organism in Eukaryota, Fungi, Ascomycota, Pichiomycetes, Pichiales, Pichiaceae. The transcript has a single exon. Gene Ontology annotation, molecular function: ATP binding; metalloendopeptidase activity; ATP-dependent peptidase activity. Gene Ontology annotation, cellular component: m-AAA complex; membrane. The coding region runs from base 1 to 2148 and encodes 715 amino acids. Gene Ontology annotation, biological process: protein-containing complex assembly; mitochondrial protein processing.
AUGUUUGUGAAAGGAUCCAUGGCAAGACUUCGACCUGGGCUGGCUCGAAUGCGGUUGCAGCCGCUGGCAGCUGGUCGGGUGGGUCAAAACAGAUGCUUCUCAGUGGCAAGACCGUCGCUUUUCCAAUAUAGUGGACGUAGGUUCAAUGAAGAGCCCGACAAGAACAAGAACAAGAAGGACAAGAAAGACGAGCAAGAUCCCAACAGACCGCCUCAAGAUCUCUUCAAAAGAACAAAAUGGACCGACUGGAUAUUUCCUGGACUGGUGAUUACUCUGCUUCUGAACAGUUACUCGGGCGAGGAGAACAACCAAAUGACUUUCCAGGACUUCAAGGUGAAUUUCCUUGAGAAAGGUCUAGUGAAGAAGAUUAAUGUCAUCAACGGGACUUUUGUUGAGGCCGAGUUGGUGACACAACAUCCGAAAUCCAUUGCAUUUUCCAUCGGAUCUGUCGAGUUUUUCGAAAGAGAAAUCGACCAGGUCCAGGACAGACUAGGUAUUCCAAACAACGAGCGCAUCCCCGUGUCGUACUUACGUCGUUCCAGCAUCUUUUCAUACAUCAUGCCGUUUGUGCCUACAUUGAUUUUGAUUGGAGGCACCUACUACCUUGCCAGACAGUUCCAGAAGAGAGGUCCUAAUGGCAAGGGCGGAGGUCCUUUGAACAACAUCAUGGGAUUCGGCAAGUCCAAGGCCAAGCUAUUCAACAAGGAGACUGACAUCACCGUCAAGUUCAAGGACGUUGCCGGUUGCGAUGAAGCUAAGGAAGAAAUCAUGGAGUUUGUCACUUUCUUAAAAGAACCUCAGAAGUACGAGAAACUCGGUGCCAAAAUUCCAAAGGGUGCCAUCUUGUCCGGUCCCCCAGGUACAGGUAAAACGCUUUUGGCCAAGGCCACUGCUGGAGAGGCCGGUGUUCCGUUCUUGUCUGUGUCUGGUUCCGAGUUCGUCGAGAUGUAUGUUGGUGUUGGUGCUUCCAGAGUGAGAGAUCUCUUUGCUACAGCUAGAAAAAACGCUCCGUGUAUUAUUUUCGUGGAUGAGAUCGAUGCAAUUGGAAAAUCUAGAGAAGCUGGCCCGAUGGGAUCCAACGACGAGAAGGAAGCCACGUUGAACCAGCUGCUGGUUGAGAUGGACGGUUUCGAAGACACAGACCACAUUGUUGUUUUGGCAGGUACAAACAGAGCAGAUAUCCUCGACAAGGCCCUGACCAGACCUGGAAGAUUUGAUAGACACAUCAGUAUUGAUAGACCGGACAUUGAGGGCAGAAAGGCCAUUUACAAAGUUCACCUGAGACCGUUGAAGCUUGCCGAGCCGGUGACCGACGAGUUUGCCGGAAGACUGGCUGCUUUGACUCCUGGAUUUUCGGGAGCUGACAUCUCGAACUGCUGUAACGAAGCCGCACUGAUUGCUGCCAGAGAGGAUUGUGACGUUGUUGAGCUUGUUCAUUUCGAGAAGGCCAUUGAAAGAGUGAUUGCCGGUUUGGAGAGAAAGAGCCGUGUUUUGUCUCCAGAGGAGAAGAAAACUGUUGCUUACCACGAGGCAGGUCAUGCGAUCUGUGGCUGGUAUUUGCAGCACGCCGAUCCGCUUCUGAAGGUUUCGAUCAUUCCUCGUGGCCAGGGUGCUUUGGGAUACGCCCAAUAUUUACCUGGCGACGAAUAUUUGAUUUCUCAGGAACAGUUUGAGCACCGUAUGAUUAUGGCUUUGGGAGGCCGUGUUUCCGAGGAGAUCAACUUCGACGACGUUACUACUGGAGCUGCGGAUGAUUUCAAGAAGGUCACCCAAAUGGCGAACGCCAUGAUCCUGCGUCUGGGUAUGUCCAAGAAGCUAGGAACCAUCACGUUUGAGACGUCGAACCAGCAGGCACAAGUGCACAAGCUGUUCAGUGAAGAGACGUUCGAGCUUAUAGACAAUGAGGUCAAGAGAGUGAUCAACGAGGCCCACGGCAAGUGCAAGAAGCUUCUGACCGAGAAGAUCGAUGAGGUGGAGAAGGUGGCCCAGGAGUUGCUCACCAAGGAAGUUUUGACCAGAGACGAUAUGAUCCGGUUGCUAGGACCGCGUCCGUUUGAGGAGAAGAACGACGCGUUCAAGAAGUAUCUUCUGCCGAAGGACUCGUCGCAAGAUACUCCUCAUCCUGACCAAGGAGCCCAAAUGGCAUGA